AUGUCGUUCCACGAUCCUCACCGCCGGCUCAAGCUCACGCUGCUCCUCUCGACCAUCCUGCACCUCUGCCUGCUCAUCGCUGCAGGCGGCAUCGCGCUCAACCUCAUCAUCGCCGACUUUGAGUAUCACUGGGGCAGCAAGAAGUAUGGCGACGAGGGCGACACGUAUCCCUACCUGGUCCUCAUCAUCCCAUUCUGGCUCUGCUUCCUCUUUUCGCUGCCUCAAAUUGCCCUGCUCGCAUGGCUGCUCAGGCGCAAGCCGAGCAAGCUGAUGGCCACGCUGCUCGCAGUGUCUACCUUCCUCCUCUUCUUCCUCACUCUCCUUGGCGCCGCUCUCAUGCAGGCAAACUAUCCUCUCGUCUACGACAAUCUUCGUGAUCGGUGCAACUCGCUCAGAGCCUAUGGCACAGGCAGUGCUGAUCGCCUCGCAAGCGAUCUUUGUCCCAUCGUUCGCAAGGCGAAGCCAUAUGCUAAUCGCCAGUACGCCCUCGUCGCUCUCGCUUGGAUCGCCGUCGCCGUCGCCAGUUUCAUGCUCGGCCUGGUCGGGCUCGUAGGCUGGCGCUUCCGCAAGGCGGGCGUCAAGAUGGAGUCUGACUCUGCGCACGCUGGCAUCAUCGAGCGUGGCGAUGCACCUGCCACACAGACGCACAACAUCGCUGCCUCAACGCCGGCGGACACCUCGCCUGAGGGCGAGGCGAGCUGCCCCAUCCACGCGGCCGACGCCUCGGCGCAUGGCUCGACGUCAGUGCACGCAGCUGGCGUCGCGAGUAAGCAGAGCACCAUCUCGCCCGCCCCAGCGCCCGCUCUCGCGCAUGCUCUCGAGCAAUCCGAGCCGUCGACGCAUGUGCACGUCAAGGCUUCCCUCGAAGCUGCGCCGCACGAGGGAGGCGCUCAGCUGCCGGCGUACACCGUCGACGCUCCCGCUCAUCAUGGCGUCGCGACGCUCGACGCUCCCGCUCAUCACGGCGUCUCGUGA
Tilletiopsis washingtonensis is the source of this 975-nucleotide messenger RNA. RefSeq lists its product as hypothetical. The record is from RefSeq and is a predicted model, not a curated record. The transcript is spliced from 4 exons. Bases 1 to 975 code for a protein of 324 amino acids. Lineage: Eukaryota; Fungi; Basidiomycota; Exobasidiomycetes; Entylomatales.